This is a messenger RNA of Eimeria mitis, 1491 nucleotides long. RefSeq names its product protein phosphatase methylesterase 1, putative. The transcript is spliced from 8 exons. The coding region runs from base 1 to 1491 and encodes 496 amino acids. Gene Ontology annotation, molecular function: protein methylesterase activity. Lineage: Eukaryota; Apicomplexa; Conoidasida; Eucoccidiorida; Eimeriidae. Gene Ontology annotation, biological process: protein demethylation. The record is from RefSeq and is a predicted model, not a curated record.
AUGGACGCGUCGGAGUUGUUUUCCAUUUCCUCGAGGCAGCCUGCCCGAAUGCCUCCAGAUAUCAAGGAACUGCCCCCCAUUACUCGCGGACGCAGCAGCAAUCUCCCAGACAGGGUCGGCAGUCCAUCAGGAAGCCCGCAUCAUUCUCGCCGGAAAUCAGCUGGCUGUUCCAUGCGAACAGUGAAGGAGGAACGCCAACAGGCAGAUGCAGGGUUCAGUGAGGAAGCUAUCGGAAGCCGCGCCAGCCUGGAUUCAGACAGGGAGACAACAGACGGCCACAGGGAAGAUUCGCGGCAGCCUCGCCCAGCUUUAUUUGCUCGACACCGCACGGGACGAAAUCAUGACCUCCUGGUUCCGCACAGUGGUAGUAGUAGCAGGCGCUCAAGCUGCAAUUCGUCGUGCGGCCCGCUGCCCACAUGGGACGAAUUCUUCGAGAAAUGCGAGGACGUCAGACCUUCAGAUACUAGCGACCGUCUACUACGGGAGGGCUCACUGCCGCUGCGCGUAUUUGCUUAUGAUGCAAGAGGGCACGGUGCGACCAUGUGUGCCGACAGUAAGACUUUGUCAGCCGAAGUCUUAACAGAGGACGGUAUUGCAAUUGUGCAGUAUCUUUUCAACCGCCUGGUGAAAGAUGAACUAUCGCCAAGCGGUAUCCGACAGGGAGAACCAGCUCCAGAAAGCACGAAGACGGAUGGAGCUGUAGGAGGAGAGGCCAAUGCGCACCGAGAUCCAGAUUCGCUCCCAUCUGUAAUUUUAGUGGGCCACAGGUUCGUGCCGCACCCUAUGAUCCUGCCCUUUUGGGGGCUCGUUGACUACCUCAGAGGAGCGUUGAUGUAUUUUCUGCCGGUCUUGCUUGUGAAUCUUGGCCAAUGCAGCAUGGGUGGAGCUAUUGCCACACGGAUGGCGGCUUCGGGGCGCGUUCCGCAGCUUCAUGGCUUAAUGGUGUUGGAUGUGGUGGAAGGGACCGCUCUGGCAGCCUUGCCGCAGAUGGCCGCCUUCGUCAGUCGGUUCCCCAGCCUUUUCACGAGCUGUAAAGAGGCUGUGAAUUGGAGCAUUUUUGCUGGACUACUGUGCAACAAGAGCAGCGCUGCAAUAUCAAUUCCUUCCCAGCUUGUGAAGACCACUCGGGGGGCACUUCCAGCGAGUCACAAGGGCGCAGAGAAGGGACCGCCUGACGAAGAAGUAUGGACAUGGCGCGUUGACGUGAUGGCCACGGAGCCGUAUUGGGAAGGAUGGUUUCGGGGGAUGUCACAGGCAUUUCUGGCAAGCCGUUGCGUGAAAAUUUUGAUAUGUUCUAGCAGCGACCGCUUGGACAAGGAGCUGAUGAUAGCACAUAUGCAGGGGAAGUUUCAAGUGCAGAUUGUUAGUGGUUCAGGCCAUGUCAUUGAGGAGGAUCAGCCUGCCGAGCUCUGCCGUGUUGUCCAGACGUUCAUCACCCGUUAUCGGCUCCAUCUACCCCCCAGCCAGCGCGCGGGACUGGUAAAAGGAUGA